AUGGCGAAGGUCACCAGAAAGAUGCCUCCCGCUAAGAAAGUCACCGCCACCCGCAAGGCUAAGAGUGAUCGCGCUCCUCGCCGCAAGAAGGACCCCAACGCUCCCAAGCGAGGUCUCUCUGCUUACAUGUUCUUCGCCAACGACAACCGCGACUUGGUUCGUGAGGAGAACCCCGGCAUCACUUUCGGCCAGGUCGGAAAGAUGCUCGGUGACAAGUGGAAGGCUCUGACUGAGGAUGAGCGCAAGCCUUACGAUGAGAAGGCCGCCACUGACAAGAAGCGCUACGAGGAAGAGAAGGCCAAGUACCAGGAGUCCCUGGCUGCUGGUGAUGAUGAUGAGGAGUCCUCCUAA
This is a messenger RNA of Penicillium odoratum, 351 nucleotides long. It is a transcript of the gene nhp6, whose product is annotated as high-mobility group nucleosome-binding protein. The record is from RefSeq and is a predicted model, not a curated record. The transcript has 4 exons. NCBI's taxonomy places the organism in Eukaryota, Fungi, Ascomycota, Eurotiomycetes, Eurotiales, Aspergillaceae. The coding region runs from base 1 to 351 and encodes 116 amino acids.